AUGGACGGAGGGGAGUGGGGGAAGGGAGGCCAUGCUAGGGCCCUUCGUCAACAAGCCGGCGGCCAUCUUGCUUUCUCCCCCUCCACCGCCUGCUCGCUUCCCCUCCGGCCCCUCCGCCCAACUAACUGCGCCUCUCUUCCUCUUCACUUUGUUUCGGGUCAGCGUUCUUGUCGGAGCCCGCUGUUCUCUUCCUCGAUCUACGUCUUUACAGACGUAAAAUGA
Nezara viridula (southern green stink bug) is the source of this 222-nucleotide messenger RNA. The record is from the annotation of a GenBank genome assembly. NCBI's taxonomy places the organism in Eukaryota, Metazoa, Arthropoda, Insecta, Hemiptera, Pentatomidae.